This is a messenger RNA of Thermochaetoides thermophila DSM 1495, 537 nucleotides long. RefSeq names its product mitochondrial cytochrome c oxidase protein 20-like protein. The record is from RefSeq and is a predicted model, not a curated record. Lineage: Eukaryota; Fungi; Ascomycota; Sordariomycetes; Sordariales; Chaetomiaceae. Bases 1 to 537 code for a protein of 178 amino acids. Gene Ontology annotation, cellular component: mitochondrial inner membrane; mitochondrion. Gene Ontology annotation, biological process: mitochondrial respiratory chain complex IV assembly. The transcript has a single exon.
AUGUCCUCUACAGAACAACCCCGCUCCCAAACAGCCGCAGACCCCUCCCGCCCCUGGCUUCAAUCCUCAACCGGCAGCGUCCCAUCCAGCCAGCCCCCGUCUUCAGACCCGUCCCAACCGCAGCAACCCACUCAAAUUUCGUCCAACUCCAAGCCCCCCACAGUAACCGAAGCCCUCGCCAGCAUCAAACCCUCCGACUUCUUAACAAUCCACCAAAAACCAUGCGCGCGCCCCGGGCUGCUAACCGGUAUCGGCGCCGGCGCAGUUGUCGGCAUCCUGCGCUUUAUCAUCGGGGCUCCUGUCCCCAAGGCAGCCAACUGGGCUGUGGGCACAGCAGUUGUUGGGGCAAUCGGGCAAUAUGAGUACUGUCAGUAUCAGAGGAGGCAAGAGAAGGAGAAGGUGAAGAGGGUGGUGCAGGUGUAUGCGGAGAAGGCAAGGAAGGAGAAGGAAGAGAGGGAACGGAAGGAGAGGGAGGAGAGGGAACGACGAGAAAGGGAGGAGAGGGAGAGGGCGAAGAGGUGGUGGAAGUUUUGGUGA